UAUAACGCAGUUCUGUAAGCAGAGAGACCUAAAGACAUAUCCGUGUGCAAGAAGAAUAUACGGGGCUUUACAUAAUCACAAACGUCCACACGUUAGUUGUAGUGAAGCACUAUGGGUGGUCAGGUGUCCAUUGACGGGAAUGUCCAUGUGGUGAUUGUUGGCGGUGGUUUUGGUGGCAUUGCAGCUGCCCAACACCUUAAACAUCAUGGAGUGCCCUUUAUGCUUAUUGACAUAUUGGAUGCAUUUCAUCACAACAUUGCAGCGCUGCGUGCCUCAGUUCAACCUGGUUUUGCGAAACAGACAUUCAUUCCAUACAAAGAGACAUUUGGACUGAAUUUCCUCCAAGGCCGUGUCACACAGAUAGACACAGAAACGCAAACAGUUGUGCUUGACAAUGGAAAGCAAGUACGUUAUUCACACCUCAUUCUGUGUACUGGAACAAGCGGACAUUUCCCAGGCAAACACAAUUCUGUGGACACCUAUCAAUUAGCCAUUCAGAAGUAUGAGGACUUUGUUAAAAUGAUUCAGGAAGCAGCCACGGUUGUAGUUGUUGGUGGUGGAACCACCGGAGUUGAAAUGGCUGCUGAGAUCAGGACUGAAUAUACUGACAAGAAGGUGAUUCUGAUCCAUCCACGGGAGGAGGUGGCUGAUCCUGAUCUAUUGCCGUCUGUCAAAAAACAAGCCAAACAGGUGCUGCUGGAAAAGGGGGUGGAGCUGUUGUUAGAGCGGAAAGUGACAAACCUUAAUGAGCUGGAGUUGAAUGUGUAUCGGAAAGACAUGGUGGUCAAGACCAAUCAGAACGAUCAGGUCACUGCUGAUCUAGUCAUCUGCUGCACAGGAAAUAAGAUCAACUCUGAAGCAUACAGAUCUAGUCUGAAUGCAAGUAUGGCCGAGAAUGGUGCUCUGAAGGUCAACCAGCACCUGCAAGUAGAAGGCUUUGACAAUGUGUAUGCUGUGGGUGACUGUGCCAAUCUCAAUGAACCCAAGUUGGCGUAUCAUGCUGGACUUCAUGGUUCGGUUGCUGCCACCAAUAUCAUAAACACUCUGAAAGGAAAAUGUUUAACCUCGUAUCACACAGGAAAUGUGACUAUGCUGAUUGCUAUGGGCAAGGAUGCUGGAGUAGGCCAGUUUAAUGGCUGUAAACUACCUCGCUUUCUGGUCACCAAGGGUAAGAGCCAAAGCUUGCUGCUGUGGAAGAGCUGGAGGGAAAUGGGCCAAAAAUCCCCUAAUUAACACAAUGCUAAUAGUCCAUGUUACAUUAUACUCAAAAUGUCUGAACUAUAACAGUUCUGUUUUACUUGACUUGAUUCAUCACUUUUUAACAAAAUUAUUUUUACUUUUAUCAUUGCAUUAAUAUUAAAUUAAACCAGAUGAACAGAAGGAUGCUUUAUAUUGCACAAAUAACCAUCAUUGUAUAUAUUUCCAUAUAACAUCAUGAACUGUUUGUAAUUUGUGCUGAGAACAUUAAAAAGUACCAUUUUACAUAUGUAUAAAUUUGUUAAAGAAAUA
Messenger RNA from Labeo rohita (rohu), 1509 nucleotides. RefSeq names its product apoptosis inducing factor mitochondria associated 2 (gene aifm2). NCBI's taxonomy places the organism in Eukaryota, Metazoa, Chordata, Actinopteri, Cypriniformes, Cyprinidae. The transcript is spliced from 9 exons. The record is from RefSeq and is a predicted model, not a curated record. Gene Ontology annotation, biological process: apoptotic mitochondrial changes; positive regulation of apoptotic process. Bases 112 to 1233 code for a protein of 373 amino acids. Gene Ontology annotation, molecular function: electron-transferring-flavoprotein dehydrogenase activity; flavin adenine dinucleotide binding. Gene Ontology annotation, cellular component: mitochondrion; cytoplasm.